This is a messenger RNA of Linum tenue, 567 nucleotides long. Lineage: Eukaryota; Viridiplantae; Streptophyta; Magnoliopsida; Malpighiales; Linaceae. The record is from the annotation of a GenBank genome assembly.
AUGCAGAUCCUCCCUAGCUCGUCGAACAUCCCCAAACCUUCAACUUUACAUUGUCUCCCGGUUGCUACAGGCGAGUGGUCCUUCUGUCGUGACACCGGAGUGAACGGCAGAGGUAGCUCUCCUCGCAUCUGCAACCCUUCCGUCGCAGCACCACAGCCGAAAAAAUGGGAGGAGACAACGGAUGAGAUGUUCGAGGACGGUCUGAACCUGAACUUGCAUGCUAAAGUGGAUUCCUGGGAGGAAGCAAAUGAGAUAUUGGACGUAAUUUUGUUCGAUGAGAUUGAAGAAACAAUGAUAUACGCCGCCAGAAACACUAUAGUUCAAGAAUGUGUUCUCUCAAUACUUAGACUCGGAGUAGCUGCUUCGACAGAAUCACCCGAGCAGCGGAUGAGCAUCUGUGACGUUGCAGUAGAGCUGCUUGGAAUCAAGGGGAAACUUGUAAAAAAGUGGGUUCCUGCAAGCAAGCAAAAGACAUAUUGGACGUCUACUUCUGUACGAGAAGAUGGAAGAAACCUCGAUAUAUGCAGCAGAAACACUUCCAUUCAAGAAUGUGAGGCAGAAAUAUGA